AAUGACGUUGGAGGGAAGAGGAGUUUGAUCAAUCGAUGGACGACCUUCCUGAAGGCCCGGCUGGUUUGCUCUGUUCCUGGAGAGGGAGGAGUGGACACACACUUUGAUGAACUCGAGGACAUCUUUGUUCUGGAGACGAAGGACCCUCAGAACCCGACAAUCUACGGAGUCUUCAGCACGUCCAGUUCUGUAUUUCGUGGUUCUGCAGUGUGUGUGUUCUCCAUGGCGUCUAUUCGUGCUGCCUUCAACGGACCGUUUGCACACAAAGAAAGUGCAGACUCUCGCUGGGUGGAGUACAAAGGACGCAUCCCAUACCCCAGACCUGGCACUUGUCCCAGCGAGACGUACGACGCCCUCCAUAAAUCCACCAGAGACUUCUCUGAUGAGGUGGUGAGCUUCAUGCGGGCGCACCAGCUGAUGUGGGAGCCCGUGCUGCCUCUGGGCCGCAGACCGGUCCUGACCCGAGUCAACAGCACCAGCAUCCUGAAGAGGGUGGUGGUGGACCGCGUGGAGGCCGAGGACGGAGCCUACGAGGUCCUGCACCUGGGCACAGGUAGGGAGGAGGAAUGGAGGAAGGGAAGCUUGUAGAGGA
This is a messenger RNA of Notothenia coriiceps (black rockcod), 592 nucleotides long. Its product is annotated as semaphorin-3D-like. The record is from RefSeq and is a predicted model, not a curated record. Gene Ontology annotation, cellular component: plasma membrane. Gene Ontology annotation, biological process: axon guidance; semaphorin-plexin signaling pathway; positive regulation of cell migration. The annotation marks the transcript as partial. Gene Ontology annotation, molecular function: chemorepellent activity; semaphorin receptor binding. NCBI's taxonomy places the organism in Eukaryota, Metazoa, Chordata, Actinopteri, Perciformes, Nototheniidae. The transcript has 4 exons.